Molecule: messenger RNA, 3442 nt
Organism: Helianthus annuus (common sunflower)
Lineage: Eukaryota; Viridiplantae; Streptophyta; Magnoliopsida; Asterales; Asteraceae
Product: putative disease resistance RPP13-like protein 1
Exons: 1
Coding region: 178-1101 (307 amino acids)
Biological process (GO): defense response to other organism
Molecular function (GO): ADP binding
Source: RefSeq, a predicted model, not a curated record
AAUUAGUUGAAGAAAAAAGCAUAUUUCUUUUGUCCACUGCUUUCUUAUCUCCACUCAUAUCUUGUCUUCAAUCAGAUCACUUCCAUCUUAUUUCCACUAAUCUUAUUUACAUACAUUCAUAGCAUACACACCAAUUACUCCCAAUCCAAUUUCCAGUUUACGUUUUCACUGUUAACAAUGGCUGAAGCCGCUGCUGCUGCCCUGAUCAAAGUCAUUUUUGAGAAGCUAGCCGUUGAAGCCUUCAAGAAAUAUGCUCGCUCUCAGAAUAUCCACUCCGAGCUCAAGCAAUUGGGGAUCACGUUGUCCCAUAUCCAAGCUCUGCUUAACGAUGCUUCUCACAAGGAAAUAACUCAUGAAUCUGUCAGACUAUGGCUCACUAGUCUCCAACAUUUGGCUUACGAUAUCGAUGACGUACUCGACGAUGUGGCUACUGAAGCAAUCAAUCGUGAGCUGAACCCGGAAUCAGAAGCAAGCACCAGCAUGGUAAGAAAGCUCAUCCCAACUUGCUGCACAAACUUCUCACUAAGUCAUAGGUUGUCUCCUAAGUUAGAUAGUAUUACCACCCAGUUACAACAUCUAGAAAAACAAAAGGGUGAUCUGGGUUUAAUUGUAAAAGAUGAAAAGCCAAAAAAUACUAGUAGAAGAAACGAAACAUCUUUGCUAGAAUCUGAUGUUGUUGGACGAGAAGGUGAGAGAGAGAAGUUGAUCAACAAGUUGUUACAAGAUGAGCCAUCUAAGGAAAACUUUAUUAUCGUACCCAUAGUUGGUAUGGGUGGGGUGGGUAAGACCACUAUGGCUAGAAUAUUGUAUAACGAUACACGAGUGAGGGAUCACUUUAAACUCAAGGCAUGGGUUUGUGUAUCCGAUGAGUUUGAUAUAUUUAAAAUAAGUGAAACUAUAUAUCAAUCUGUGGCUAAAAAAAGCAAACAAUUUAAAUAUUUAAAUCAGCUUCAAGUUGCUCUUGGAGAAGAACUUAAGGACAAGCGAUUUCUAGUAGUAUUCGAUGAUGUGUGGAAUGAAAACUAUGACGACUGGGAAAACCUAGUGCGUCCAUUUCAUUCUAGGGCUACUGGAAGUAGGGUAAUCAUUACAACUCGCUAGCAACAACUGCUUAAAAAGAUAGGUUUUAAUCAUCUAGACCAUCUUGAGAGUUUGUCGCAUGAUGACGCUUUAUCUUUAUUUGCUUUACAUGCAUUGGGUGUAGUUAACUUUCACUUACAUGCAACACUUAAAGCACAAGCGGAAGGUAUUGUAAAAAAGUGUAGUGGUUUGCCUUUAGCUAUAAAGGCAAUUGGAAGGUUAAUGAGGACAAAAACCGAAAGAGAAGAAUGGAAUGACGUGUUGAACAGUGAGAUAUGGAAUUUAGAAAAUGCUAAUGAAAUUGUACCAGCCCUUAGGCUAAGCUACCAUGAUCUUUCUGCUGAUUCGAAGCGCUUGUUUGCAUAUUGCUCUUUGUUCCCAAAGGACUUUUUGUUUGACAAGGAGGAGUUGAUAUUAUUAUGGAUAGCUGAAGGUUAUCUGAACGAGUCAACUGCAAACAAGUCACCAGAACGUUUGGGCCAUGAAUAUUUUGAGAAAUUGCUCUCAAGGUCCUUUUUUCAACCAGCACCUAAUGACGAAUCUUUUUUUGUGAUGCAUGAUCUCAUGAACGACUUAGCCACAUUUGUUGCUGGAGAAUAUUUUUUAAGGUUUGACAAUCAGACGGAGAUGGCAGAGGAAGCUUUAGCCAAGUACCGACAUAUGUCAUUUAUGCGUGAGAACUAUGUAGGUUUCCAGAAGUUCGAGGCAUUUCAAAGAGCAAGAAGUUUGAGAACAUUGUUAGCCGUACAUGUUGGGGCGGAAACAAGAUGGAGUGAGUUUUACUUAUCCAAUAAGAUUCUGGUUGACUUACUUCCUCAGUUACCACUGUUAAGGGUUCUUUCUUUGAGGCGUUUUAAGAUAAGUGAGGUACCGGAUUCUAUUUGUUGUUUGAAACACUUGAGAUAUCUUAAUUUGUCUGAAACAAGAAUCUCAAAGUUACCAGAGAAUGUUGGUAAUCUUUAUAAUUUACUAACAUUGAUAGUUUUUGGAUGUAAGAUAUUGACCAAGUUGCCUAAAAGCUUCUUGAAGCUGAAAAAGUUAAGGCAUUUUGACAUCAGGAACACUCCACUUUUAGAGAAGUUGCCCUCAGGGAUUGGUGAGUUAAGAAACCUUCAAACUCUCACCAAGAUUGUCGUUGGAGGAGAUGGUGAGUUUGCAAUAACCGAGCUUAAGGGAUUAAAGGAUAUCCAUGGGGAAAUUUCCAUUGAGGGGUUGAACAAAGUGCAAAGCUCAAUGCAUGCACGAGAGGCAAAUUUAUCUUUAAAAAGGAUUAAUAAGUUAGUGUUAAAAUGGGAUGAUGGUUCUAGAAGGGAAACACUUGAUAAGGAGGUUCUCAAUGAGUUAAAGCCCAAUAGUGAUCAGUUGAUAAUGCUUGUGGUUAAGUCUUAUAAGGGAAUAGAGUUUCCAAAUUGGGUUGGGGAUCCGUCUUUUAAUCAACUGGUCCAUGUGUCGCUACACGGUUGUAGAAAAUGUAAAUCUCUACCGCCACUUGGGAAGCUACCUUCACUUAAGGAGUUGUCGAUUCAAGGCAUGGAUGAGGUUAAAGUCAUAGAUUUGGAGUUAACCAGGACUAAUGAUGUUCCCUUCUCCUCACUUGAAAUUCUAAGGUUUGAAGAUAUGUCGAGUUGGGAGGUAUGGUCAACCAAUAGCGAGGUAAUCUUUCCAUGCCUUCAAGAGCUUCAAAUAAAAAAAUGCCCCAAUUUGAGUGAUGUCUCGCUUGAAGCAUUACCUUCACUAAGAGUAUUAAAAAUAGAUGGAUGUUGUGAAAGUGGGCUGAGAAGUUUGGUUCGAGCAGCAUGGGCGGUUGAAGAACUAAGCAUAUUUAAUUGUAAUGAAAUUAGAUAUUCGUGGGAAUCAGAGGCAAAGGCAAGUAAAGUUCUUGUAAAUUUAAAGAAAUUGCAGGUAUAUUAUUGUAAAAAUUUGGUGAGUUUAGGAGAGAAAGAGGAGGAUGAGGAUAACAUUGGGAUCAAACUCCUAUCAUCUCUUAGGAAGUUGGAGAUACAGUCAUGUGAUAGUAUGGAGCGUUUGUUUUGUCCAAAUAGCAUUGAAAGUUUAGUUAUCAGUGAUUGUAUGCCCUCCUCCACCUGUUGUUGUUGCCUUUGAGAAGCAGACAUCUAUAUCUAUAACUUUAAGCAUUGGCAUGCUUGUGAUUGUAUGCCCUCCAACAUCUCACAGCCCUUCAACAUCUCUCCAUUUGCGGAUGCCCGCAGAUGAUCCAUCUACCAGAAACACUGUUGCCAUCACUUUUGAGUUUUAGAAUAUAUGAAGAAUGCCCAAAAUUGAAAGAAAGGUGUGCAGGAAGAGGCUCACACUACUGGCCUCUCAUCUCUCAUAUCCCGUGCAUCCAAAUAGAAGACUCUCA